Zerene cesonia (dogface butterfly) is the source of this 3141-nucleotide messenger RNA. RefSeq lists its product as uncharacterized. The record is from RefSeq and is a predicted model, not a curated record. The transcript has a single exon. NCBI's taxonomy places the organism in Eukaryota, Metazoa, Arthropoda, Insecta, Lepidoptera, Pieridae. Gene Ontology annotation, molecular function: protein binding. Bases 293 to 2041 code for a protein of 582 amino acids.
CAGUGAUUGUGAAUAGUCCCUUGGAACGUCUAAUGCUACAAAAAUCAAUACUUGAACGAGACCUGAACAAAGAAAUGUCAGUGCGCUGUGCGGCUGUCAACCAUGUGUCAGCCAGUUUAGUGCAGUUGUCAAGGUGUUUAUUGAUCUAAAAUUUCAAAUAAUGUUAAUUUUUACAGCGAUUACAGCGUUUGUUUUAAGUGAAAAUGAAAUGUGCUCAUAUUAAUUUACUUAAAGGAUCUUGCAAGCCAUAAGGUUCUAUAAAUACGAGUCUGUGUUAAAAAACAAUUGCAAAAUGUCUAAUCUACUCAAUUUGCCGGAAGAAAUUCUUCUUCUAAUUGUAAAACUAUUAGAUAUGCCAUCGGUCUUUAAUCUCUAUAAUACUUGUAAUAGGACAAGGAACGUAAUCCGUAUGAAUAGAAGUGUGAAAAAAUGUACUCUAUCCCACAAUACUAUGGCUUCAGCUCAUGUACUUAAUUCUGUUUUCAUAAGAGAUAUGUCAGCCACCAUUCAAGAACUUAAUUUGUCUGCUGUGGGAAAUUUAAAUAAAACAAUAUUACUGACAGCAGCAAAAAGAUUUAAAAGUUUACAAUCAAUAGACUUGGGAUACACAAAUAUAACAAUUUGUGAUUUUUUAGACAUUCAUCAGCAUUGCCCAACAAUCAAGGAAGUUACUAUUAAUUUUAUAUUUGAGAAAAAAUAUGUUAGUCUUCAGCUUUCUCAAAAGCUUUUAACACGUUGCCAGCGAACAUUUAAAGACUUUAAGAGCAUACAUUUUAUUGGAUCUCAAAGUAAUUUAUUAAAGAAUAAGAUAGUACCCCUAAUCUUGGGCAAAGCAGAAGAUCUUCACUUACAAUACACUAUAUUGAAUGAAACCAAAAUAUCUUAUAUCACUGUUGAAUGUGAAAUGAGGACAAUCUCUUUCAAAAAAUUUUAUUUAUAUUUUAGUCUGAACUCUUGGAAAUAUGCUUGUACAAAUUUUUUGAUUGGGUCUCCUUUGCUUCUGGAAGAAAAUCUUAAUGCUUGCGAAUGCAUAUUUAUCCUCAAACCUACACCACUAACAACUGAAUAUUUAGAAGUAUAUUGUUCCCCGCUUUUCACUGACUUUUUUUCCAAGAAAUUUCAUAUUGAUGCAAGAAGCCUAAGAGAAUAUAGACGCAGUACUGUUCAUAAUGCUAUGUUCCUGUUUUGGAAGAGGGAUAAAACAGUGUUUGAUGAUAAAUUUUUCCAAGACUUACUAACAUGUCUAAAAGCAUAUUUUCCAUACUAUUUUGAACCUACAAGUGAAGAUCCUGCCCCAUCAAACUAUGAUUGGUUUCAAACUACCUGUUUGGACCCUUCUGAAGAUGAGCAUCCAUCUGGCAGUGUUGUAGAACCAACAUUCAAGAGAGCCCGGGUUGGACAACCUAACUCAUUACUCAAUUUUGAUACUGUUUUUAAAGAUAAAGAAAAAAUUGAACUAACACUUUGCUUCUAUGGCCUAAAAAUUAACCCUAGAACACUAUCUCCAUCAUGUAACUUUUUAUCAAAACUCACUUAUUUGUAUUUAAAAGGGAAAGUACAUUAUAGUGGAGAAUUCUUUAAUGUACUAUUUAGAUGCUGUGACAAACUGGAGACAUUAAAUUUUGAAGCUCCUAUUGUAACAUUUGUCAAGUCGAUUGCAAGAUCUCUGCCAUUGAGUAAAUCAAUAAAAAAUUUAAGGAUAGUUGCGAAGGACAUGGAUUUCCAAACUAUGAUCUCAUCAUUCAGUCAAUGCCAGAAUUUAGAAAAUGUGCAUUUAGUAGAUGUAUCAGAUAAUUGCUUUGAGAUAACUGAUCCUCUCAUUAUGUUUCAGAAAUGUGCAUAUCUGUACUGUUUUCACAUAUAUGUUGAAAUAAGUGAUGCUAAAAGAACAAAACUAAUGCAAAUAUUAAAUAGGGCUAAACUAAGAUCGGAUAAACCGCACAUUUCCGCUUUCAUAAUUAACUCGGCGCAUUAUAAUUUUGAAAAUAUUCCUUAUAUUGAAGUGUUUAAAACGAUUAUAACUAAACCAUUUCCAAUGUAAAUGUUAUAGAUAUUCACUUUCUUUAUUAUAUAAGUGACUUUUAGUGGAUUUUUGAUGUCUAAGAUAUAACUAAGGAAUUUUUGAACAUUUACAGAAUGAAAUGUGUGAAAACAAAAAAAUUAUGAUAUAGGUAUAUCAAAAUUUAUCCUGUACGUCAAAGUAAGUGGAAGAAAGUAGAAUUUGAUAUUGAAGUUUACAUGUAACCAUAAAAUGCUAAGAAUCCACUCUUGGUAUCUAUACCAUCAUUUAUAGGAUUAUGAAAUAUUUUAACAUCUUAUUCCCCUUAUUUUAAUAUCUUGAAUUUUAAAAAUAUGGUAUUAAAUUAAUGGGUCAUGUAAAUAAGAAUAAUAUACGGUAGUUAUAGGAUUUCAAACUUUGAAGUAAGUGUUAAUAAAUGUGCAAUUCUUAUAAUAAAAUUCUUCUCCAGUUCUCUUUUACAAAUAUAUGUUACACAAAAUAUUUUAAUUACUUUUAUUUUUAUGUAGUCCGUGGAACUAAGUUAAUAAAAUAGCAAUUUCCAAUGAAUCUCAGAACCAAGCAAGUUGUAGUAAAUCUUAUAGAUUAGUAUAUCUAAGUCAAUGUAAUAGAUUAAUGAAUUAGAUAUUUGCUUGUGUUGUAUUGGAUUAUAUAGUGUCCAAUAUAUAAAUGUAAUAGAUUAAGUAUCUAUAAAUGUGUAGAAAAUACGAUUGUAAUACAGACAAUAGACUCUUGUUGCAUCAUGCAUGAAUGUCAAUUCCAGCUAUGGGCAGGCGGUUUAAAAUAUUUAUAUUAGUAAUAUUGGGAACAUUCUGAAUUUAACGAUCUCUUCGGAUAUUUCGAUAGGCCUGCUAUAACUUGUUAAAGAAGCGUCUCUAUGUCUCGAGUAGAGAUUAAGAACAAGAGCUCUUACCGAAACACAAAAGGGAUUAUCACUUAACAAGGAGUUAAAGCUGUAGUUUGAUAAUUUAAAUCUAUUUAAUUUACAACCAAGUCUUGCAGCACAUGAGUCUAGUCAAAACUAGUAUAGUAAACAUUUGAUGUUGUGAAUUUUUGUUUUUAUCAUUUUAAAAAUGACUGUCAAAAAUAGUUUAAUGUCGGUGGAAUAAAAUACAUAUCAAAUA